GGCGGCGGGACUCAAAUCGCUCCCCCCCUGAUUCCAAGCUUAACUUCCCGAGCUGACGUCAGCUGGCAGCCUUGGCAGUACUCGCCGCUCCGGACAUAGCGCUGAGAAAAAUGCUGCUCUCCGUCCCGCCAAGGACUGGAAUCAAUCCAUACAACGGCUACAACAACAGAAACACUAAAAAGCAGGCCUAUGUGUCCUCCAGCCAUCAGAUGGCGCCGCCUAGUCCCAACACCAACAGCAGCAGCACCAGCAGCGCUGGCGGAGGGGAACAGCUGAGCAAGACUAACCUGUACAUCCGUGGCCUUCACCCCGGCACCACCGACCAGGACCUGGUCAAGCUCUGCCAGCCGUAUGGGAAGAUAGUAUCCACAAAGGCCAUCCUGGAUAAAACCACCAACAAAUGCAAAGGUUAUGGCUUCGUUGACUUUGACAGCCCAGCAGCAGCCCAGAAAGCCGUGACUGCCCUGAAAGCCAGCGGAGUGCAGGCCCAGAUGGCCAAGCAACAGGAGCAGGACCCCACCAACCUGUACAUCUCCAACCUGCCGGUCUCCAUGGACGAGCAGGAGCUGGAGGCCAUGCUCAAGUCCUUUGGCCAGGUCAUCUCCACGCGGAUCCUGCGCGACGCCAACGGCACCAGCCGCGGGGUGGGCUUUGCCAGGAUGGAGUCAACAGAAAAAUGUGAGGCCAUUAUUCAGCAUUUCAACGGCAAAUACAUCAAAACUCCUCCCGGAGUACCAGUGCCCACGGAACCCUUGCUCUGCAAGUUUGCGGAUGGGGGGCAGAAGAAGCGUCAGAACCAGGGGAAGUACCUGCAGAACGGAAGACCCUGGGGUCCUAGAGGAGACAAUGAAGCGGGCGGGAUGACGCUGACGUACGACCCGACGGCCUUACAAAACGGGUUUUACUCGCCUCCCUACAGCAUUGCACCAAACCGUAUGAUUGCUCAGACCUCACUCUCUCCAUAUAUGCACUCUCCUGUCUCAUCUUACCAGGUGCAUAGCCCUUCCUGGAUGCAUCACCAGUCAUACCUCAUGCAGCCAGCAGGGGUGUUGACCCAAGCAAUGGAUCAUCCCAUGUCCAUCCAGCCCACGUCCAUGAUGGGCCCCCUCACCCAGCAGCUUAGCCACCUGUCACUGGGCAGCACGGGCACGUACAUGCCGGCAAAUACGACUAUGCAAGGGACCUACAUCCCUCAGUACACCCCAGUGCCUCCCUCUAGUGUUCCUGUAGAGGAAAAUGGUGGACAGCAACAACAACAAGUUGCUAUGGAGACACCCACAGAACAUACAAACUACUCCUACCAACACAGCAAGUAAAACCCUGCUCUUCAGAGGAGAAGGGUGGAGAGAGGAUGCAGUGAGUAGGAUACUGUACAUGGGAUCUCCUAAAGACCAAUGGGUUUUCACAAGAGAAAAAAAUCUUGAUAAGGUUACAGAUGGAAGAAAGUAACACAUUUUUAUUAACAAAAGAAACAAACCAACAAAAAAAAACCUAAGCAAAACGGACAGCUAUCAAUCUUCGCUGGGCUUUUUUUCCUCUCUUCUAGGCUCACUCAACCAAAGGUGGGAGAUUUUUGCGAGCUUUACUCUAUUUUGAUAACAAACCAACAAAACUAAAGAAAAACAACAAGCUGUUGAGUUCAGAACAGGGGGGAAUUGCAAAAUUAUUAUUUUUAUGCAUGUUAUUAAAAAAAAAUCUUAUUUUUAAAAAAAGAAGCAUUCUGGGUUACUAGAAUGAGAAAAGAUGAGAAAGUUACAACACAAUGUGUCUUUUAUUUUUUUGUAAUAUAUGCAAACUUUAAUUUUUUAUUUUUAUUUGAUUUUGUUUUUCAGUCAGCAGCCGUGAAAUAUUUUUGUACAGUUUCAAAAACCUCGAACAAUGCAGCCUGCUUGUCAUAGAUUUUUUUUUAAACUUUGCUUUGACAUGAUAAUUACUAUUGUUGUUGAAGGCAGGCCAAAACCAUUUAAAGCUACUUCCGUUUCAUUCAUGCUGGCAAGAAAUCAAGCCCGGCAUGACACGUUUCUUCUUGUUGUUUUUAAAAGCAUCGGACAAUCAGAGAUAUUUUUUAACUAUUUAUUUGUAGGGGUAGGUCUAAAUUAGUGCAUACUAAUGAAUUUUCAUACAUUGAAACAUUUUUUUAAUUUAAUUUAAAUGAAAUCUGAGCUAUUUAACCACAUCAUUCAAAAUGAUUAUCCAAUUCUAUUCUUAAAGGAACUAGCUCUUCCUAGGCAUGUAGUUUUUUCCCUAGUGAGGUGGCCAUAGGAAGAUUACAGUUGCAGCUACUAGACGACAGGCUUUUAAAAGACCUCAUUUGUUUUUCAUUAAAAAAUGUUGAUGGUUAAACUUUCAAAAAUGUUAAGACUAAUGUUACUCUCCCAGAGCAGAAAACUCGACUCGACAGGUUUGAUGUUAAUACACAGUACACUAAUGUGACAUAACACUACAUUGCCUUUUCACUGGCAUGUCUUCAUAUCCCUGAUGUCGGGCCAUCUCCUUAUUGAGUAAGUAGCUUUAAGUGGUUUUUCAUUCUUGUGGCUACUUAAAUCUAUUUUUGAAAACUUAGUGAUAACUGGAUAUGACACUCUCACAGUAACUGUAAAGGCCUUGAUGCGACCACCCGAGGCAGAAUAAGAAUAGGCAAUGGGGAAACCAUUAAGUAUUUUGGUCAGGUACCGAAUCAGAACAAACAAGAAAAAUAAAAUGUCCAAACACUGAUGUAAUUUAGGCAUUUGAAGAAGUUGUGAUUUUUACAAAUUUCAACCAACAUGGACUUUUGACUUAAUGACCAAUGUGUGUGAAGUGGAGUCACUCUUGACGUCCAGAUGAAUCACUUCUUGUUGAUAACACAGAUAAGUUAUUUAUUCAUAAACAGAUUUUAGUGAAGAUUAUAACAUUAUGUUUAAACUCUAUUUCAUGUUACACGAUAAAACUAAAAGGUGCAAUUACCGACAUACUGGAAUAUUUACUGUACAUUGCAAACACAGUAGUUCUUAUAUUAAACCCCUAGUCUCAAACUUGGUUUUGUGCAAGGAGAUCAAAUCAGUGUUACUAUUUAAAAUGUUACAGUGGACACACACACACACACACACACACACACACACACACACACACACACACACACACACACACACACACACACACACACACACACACACACACACACACGUGUGUUGUUCUGCCAAAGAUGAAUUGGGCAUUUUCUAUUCAGCUCUGUUUGGGGCAGUAUGUGUCGGAGGGCUUGCAGCUAUUGUGAGGGUGGCAUUCUGGCUUCUUUUUGUACAGAUGACAAUUAGCUUUAGAUUUGGGUGGGUGUUUGUUUAUGUUUUCAAAAAAAAAGAAUCACACAGCUUAGUUUAAAAAAAAAGAAAAAUAAGAAAAAAAAUGUAAAAUUGUAUACAAAAUGAAAAGGAAAAUGGAGUUUAAAGGUUUGAACAGAAGACAGUAAUUUUUUUCUUUGUUGAGGUUGUGUGUGAGUGGUUUUUAUCUUUCUCUCAAUGCUGCUGUUUUAAUCGGAUUUUAUUCCUGUCUUUUAGAUGAUUUUGUUAGAUUCCAAAAAAUGGUUGUUUUGCUUUCUUUUUUCACUUGAAUGCUCUCACUUUCAAUGUCUUUUAGGCAAAUAUUUUCAUUUUGAUGAACUUCUAAUAGGUGAUGUAGAUUACCUUUUUUUAGCUGUAGGCAAAAAAAAAGUUUUUCAUGAGUGUAAGUAGUGUUGUUGCUUUUUCCAGAGAUUCAUAGUUUUUUUUUCUAAAAUGUGUUAUGAAGUCUGUGAGUUUGUACACUGUCCAUGCAAACCAAGACAUGCUUGUGAUUUUUUAAUUCCAUGUUCUGUCUCUGUCUCUUUGCACUGUUCAUUUCUUUUUAUUUGUUUUUUUUUCAGCCAAGCACUACAUGCUUUCAGAUAUCAAAAAACAAAAUCACAGUGAAAGACAUUUGUCUGACCAGUAGGAUUCAAAACUCCACGGCAACUAUACAAUCUCUUGGCGAUGUGUCAGAAACUUAAAACCAAUUUGUUAGAUAUAGGCCGACUACAAAGAAGAUGUCCUCCUUAGUUGUAGGCAACUACAACUACAACUACAAGUCCAGUUUUGUCUACAACAUAGCACUUGUUUCCUACCAUGACCUGAAUGAAUAAGAGCCUUGUCAUUUAAACAUAGUUCUUCAUAUACGUUGAUUAGAUAAAUUAUAAUAUAAUAAUUUGAAGAAAUACAAUGAACAUAUUGUGGUCUUGGUUAAAAUUGAACACUUUGUGAGCAUUUCAUGACCUAACAUUUUGAAUAUGACUGUGGUGCUAAUGUGUAAUGCCCGAAGUAUAACGUGCAUAUUCAUAUUAUAUGGAGCACAGACGCUGUUUGUAAAGACUGAAACAGUACCUCCUACUCCAUCCCUAUACUUGGAGGUUACCAUAACAUCCGAUGUUAAAUCCCACCCAGUGUGUUUGAAAUCUAUGGCCUGGCAAAUGCAUUUCUUUCUAUGGUCUUGUGACCUGAAGGUUUCAUUACUUUGUUAUCCUCAUAGAUUCUCCAAAAAACAUGUAUGCUUUCUCUAAUAUCUUCUACCAAAGAUGACAAAGCCAUCUACCAGUUCAACAAGCUGUCUGAAAGUCUGUACUCACCCCACAUUGGAACAGAUGAAAAAAAAAAAAAAGGAAAUCAAAUAUUCCUCCAUACCGUCUGACCUCUAAAGAGCAAUAUCCACCUUCAGGGAUAAUUUUGUUGCUAGAGUGGACUUCAAUAGAACCUUCAUGAAUUCUUUGUGUUGUGACAUCACCAUGAUGUCAUAAUACCUCAUUAUGUAAUUGGCUUUACUGAAACUGCCAGCGAGGAUCUUUCUUUUUUAUUAUUUCUGUACAUAUUUGGCCUUCUCUUUUGAUGCUUGGUAGUCUCUAGGACCUUUAUAAUGUUUUUUUCAGUGGCCUGUUGAAUUUUGUUGAUGUGACUGUUUGAUUUUUUUCUUGUCUAAUUGUUUGUUUUCAUGUCCUGUCCAGAUGUAGUAAAACUAUGUACAGUUUAUUCACAUCAAGAGCACCUCAUGAAGGAAAGAGCAUCAGUUUUGGUUUCUGACUUGCGUGGCAAAGGCAAAAACCAACAUAACCAUGCAACAGCCAUUAAUUCAAACACAAAAAAUAGAAAUAUAGUUUUGAAACUAUGAAAUGACGGUUUUGUUACGCUGCAGUGUUGGGCUUCUUUCUUGUUAUGCAACAUUCUCCUCUCCUGAAGGCAUGUAAUUGUUCAAGCCUAUUCAAAAAAUAUUACAACAUUUUUGUUUUUUACAUGAAACUAAAACUUUGUGAGGUGGCAGCAGAAGCGAAAAUGACUUGGCCCUGUGAAUAACAUGACAAAAAAGUCAUAUACAUGGGCAUUGAAGGGCAAGCAGUAGUGGUACCAGUUCAUUCACUGGUGACCACACACACACACGCACACACACACACACACACAUACGUUACGCUAAUUACCGUAUCUUUUCCAAGUUAGUGUAAAUAAGAGAAAAGCAUACUCCAUUGGCAUCAUUCAAUUCCACCUGCAAUCAUUUGCUCUAUAGUCACCCUCUCACAUUGCCUUGCCUUGUAUGACUCGUUUCAUAGUUUCAAAAUGUUUUGCUGCUAUGAUGGAAUGUUCAAGCAGUUCAUGAGAUGAGCACCGCAAAUAGACUAGGUCUAGGACAACAAAACAAUAUGUAUUUUUUUUUAAUGUUAAGGAAAAGGAAAAAUAUAUAUACUAUAUCAACUCAAACCUGCAGGAUUCAGAGUUUGUCAAUGUGCCUCAAAGCAAUGAGUGCAAAAACAAUUAUGCUAAUCUUUGGAAAUAUAGAGGGUUUUUUUCACGUUGCCUGAUAUCUACUUGGAUGUACAUACAUGGUUGUCUGAUUUUAGUAAGCCUUUAGCAUUGUACACUUGCUGUACAGUUGUUCUUGCCUUAAGAAAGUACUUCCAACAUGGAAGUUCUUACUCUGUGCCCCUGUGUCUGAAAGAUGAUCAGGAAAACACACUCUAAAUACUCACAUUUACCUUACCAUAAAUAACAGCAUAUUCGUUUGUUUUUUAAUUUUAUUUAUUUCAGCUAUGAUGAUUAAUGUUUUGUUCAGAGUCAGAUAGAGCUGGAGUGUCAGGGUUGUGCAAGUUAAGUAGUCAGUGAGACACCAUCAACACAUUGUGUUAGGCCAUUAUGCAAUUUCUGUGAAAUCUAAUUGUUAUUUCAGUCUAUAUGUUACUAUAUAGAUACCGUGUGACUAUAGAUGGCAAAAGAAUUUCUGGGGCUUCUUUGUAUAGCCAUGACAGGACAACAAUAAUCAUGAUUAUUAUUAUUUUUUUAUGAUAGCUUCACCUCCCGUCCAUGUAAACUCUCAUUCUUAUGGUUUGAGUUUUACAAUCGAAUUAGUUGUAAAGUGAACCCAAGGACUCAUCUCAUCAACUGCUUCUCAACAUUUUCUUUAUUUAUACAAAAACUCAUUUUGUACAGUAUGAACAAGGAAAAGGAGAUUUUUUUUGUUGUUGUUUGCUUUUUUGUUUUGUUUUUAUUUUGUAGUGUGUCAGCCGGUUGCUAACCAGCAGUGUAGUCUUCCUGUGCCACAGUUGCUGAUUUCUCUGUUACUCUUGUUUUUUAUUCAUUGGAAAAAAAGAGAUUCUUUUUUGUUCUUUCUUGGUUGUACUCUUUUUUGAAUUUGAUAUGUUGAUUUUCUUUUUUAAUAAAAUUCUUGUUUUUCAAUGAA
Messenger RNA from Engraulis encrasicolus (European anchovy), 6705 nucleotides. Its product is annotated as RNA-binding motif, single-stranded-interacting protein 2-like. The coding region runs from base 111 to 1316 and encodes 401 amino acids. Gene Ontology annotation, molecular function: mRNA binding. The record is from RefSeq and is a predicted model, not a curated record. NCBI's taxonomy places the organism in Eukaryota, Metazoa, Chordata, Actinopteri, Clupeiformes, Engraulidae. The transcript has 14 exons. Gene Ontology annotation, cellular component: ribonucleoprotein complex; nucleus; cytoplasm.